Molecule: messenger RNA, 2645 nt
Organism: Nerophis lumbriciformis (worm pipefish)
Lineage: Eukaryota; Metazoa; Chordata; Actinopteri; Syngnathiformes; Syngnathidae
Gene: cutc
Product: cutC copper transporter homolog (E. coli)
Molecular function (GO): copper ion binding
Source: RefSeq, a predicted model, not a curated record
CCCGUUGAAACAUAUGUAGUAAAAUCAACGCUCCGGAAGUAGCUAACCCGCAGCCGUGUUUGUUAGCUACUGCUAAAAGUCAACUAUUACAAUGUCCGAUUGACAGGUUGUCAUUAUGGCGGAGGGUUUUCUCAUGGAGGUGUGCGUGGACUCCGUGGAGUCUGCUGUCAAUGCGGAGCGAGGAGGUGCAGGUCGACUUGAGCUGUGUUGCAGUCUCAUGGAAGGAGGGCUCACUCCCAGUGUUGGCCUAGUGCAGGUUGUAAAAAGGUAUGUGAAAAUCCCAGUCUAUGUGAUGAUCCGGCCUCGUGGGGGCGACUUCCUUUACUCGGACCAGGAAGUGGAGGUGAUGAGGAAAGACAUGGAGGAGAUGAAGAACCAUGGAGCGGAUGGAUUUGUGCUGGGAGCCCUGACAGAGGAUGGGAGGGUGGAUGCAGAGCUGUGCAUGGAGUUUCUAGCUGCUGCUCGGCCCAUGCCUGUGACCUUCCAUCGAGCUUUUGACAUGGUCCAUGAUGCAGCGGUUGCCCUGGAAACGCUGGUGUCGUUAGGUUUCCAGCGUGUGUUGACAAGUGGCUGUGACAACUCUGCACUGGAAGGACUCCCGCUCAUUAAACGCCUUGUAGAUCAAGCUAAAGGUAGAAUUACCAUCAUGCCAGGUGGUGGGAUCACAGAGAGAAACCUGCAAAGAAUUUUAGAAGGAUCGGGAGCUCAAGAGUUUCACUGCUCUGCUCGCUCCAGCAGAGAUUCUGCCAUGAAGUUCAGGAACAGCAGCGUGACAAUGGGAGCUUCUCUGUCAGCACCUGAGUACAGCCUGAAGGUGGCAGAUGUGAGCAAAGUGCGCACAUUUAACGCCAUAGCCAGAAAUACCCUAUGAAUGGAAACCGCGUGGUCAUGACUGAUAAUUCAAUGAUACCUCAAAGGUGAUCACAUUCUUUCAUUUUUAUUGGAAGUCCAGAGAAAAUUGGGAUUUGGUAUUCUCAUCAAUGGAGUGCUUAAAACUCAGUACAAGUAUCUUACAUACCAUUAAGCCCUAAAGUAUUCAUACCUGGCCAAAUGUUUAGCUAAAUAUAAUUGUAUUGUGUAUUAGCUGGAAAUGACACAGGAAAGUGGCAUAGAAUACAGUAAUAGUAUUUCUAUUUUUAGCUGGUCCCAGUUUAUUUUAGAAUAUUCUGCAACAGCCGCGUCCAACCUGCAGCUAAUUUGUUAACGUCCCGUGGCACAUCCUAAAAAUGCUUAAAAAAAAAAAGGUUUAAACGUAAAAAGUGGAAUAAAAAAUCAAACAAGUGUAAUGUAAUGAAAACAAGUUAAAAUGUUGACCCUAAUAACAAAAAACAGACAGGCAAUCUUUCCUUAAAAAAUGUGAGGUAUAGUCAUUCCUCACCGCAUUGCGCUUCAAAUAUUGUAUCUUUUUUGGAUUUAUAUACAAUUUCAUUUUUUUGGUCCUAAAUUGAGCAUUUUGAAGCAUAAAAUACUGCUACUACUAUACUACUAAUGUAGUAUUUGCAACUUGAUGAGACCAAACCAAUCCGAACACUCCGUUCAGUAUCCUGGCGACUGAUUGACUCAGCCUCAGAUAGUAUUACUACAUUACGGUGGUUCUCAAACUUUUUUCACCAAAUACCAUUUCAGAAAACACUUGGCUCUCCAAGUACCAACAUAAUGACCAGCAUUAAACAAUAGUCAACUCUAUUAUACUAGUUAAUUCAUUAAAAACAUGGCAGAGGUUUUAUUUGACCAGAACAUUUAAUAUCUUUGGCCACUGUAACAUUACACACAGUUUGAACACUUUACUUAAAUGAAGAAUCAGAACUUGGGCGUAUUACUCGAUAGAGCCCGUGUUCCACAGUUUGAGAAUCACUGCUAUAUUGGAUUGGAAAAGUGUAAAGGCAACUAAAAGUGUUAUUUCCAGUCUAGAGGGCUCUCAUAAUGUUGAUAAAUAUAUUUAGAAGGUUGUAAACAGUUUUUUAUGCUCAAGCUUUGACAAUAUUUGAUUCCAACUUCACGGAAGUUGGAAUCAAAUAUAAUAUAAUGAUAUUUUAUACUUAAUGAUUCCAACUUCGCGGAAAUUAAUUUUUUGCAUGUCCGGAACCAAUAAAUCAGGGACAACUGUAUUAUAUUUGUUUUGAAAAUGAAAAGUAUUUUCAACAUAUUUAGAUUUUUCAGUUGGCGGCCCUCCCUGGAAAAGGUUUGGACACCCCUGUUCUAGAAUAUGCUCGAACCCACCGGAACUCUUUAAAAUAUAGUGCAAAAUACUGUGUUUCCCCAAACUUGUCAGACCAGAUUCAAAUAUUACUAAUUGUCAGUUUGUUAUUUUUGUGAAUAUAGCAAUAUCUGUACAACUUUUGAUGCUUGUACAUGCAUUUUGUAUAAUUUCUAGCAUGAAAAUGCCAAUGCAGAUUGACUUUAACUCAGUUUUUGGCCAUGUCAGUAUGAGAUUUUUCAUAGCAUGCCACAUAGGACUUAACUGUGAUGAUGUAAAGAAUGCAUACGUUUUUCAAAAUGUGUUUUACAUUGGAAAAUCCCUCUAAUGAAACGGUUGUUUUCAACCACAUUUACGGAGCCAUUGACUUUCGUGAAGCCAAAACUGUGACCCUCUAGUUUUUUUUAUUGUCAUUAAAAAUUAAAUAAAAAUCUUUGGACAAGGUUAU